UCAACGUGACGCUGCUGCAGUAUCUGGACACGGGCCGCUGGUUCCUCUCCGUCUACAACGACGACCUGCGCCCGCACCGCGUCACCCUCGUCGUCGCCGAGGACGAGGGCGUGUCCACUGCGUGCCCCAACGACUGCUCCGGCCACGGAUCCUGCUACCUGGGCAAAUGCGACUGCAUAGACGGCUACGAGGGCGUCGACUGCUCCAAAAGUGUAUGUCCUGUAUUGUGCUCAAAUCAUGGCAAAUAUGGUGGUGGCCUGUGUCACUGUGAAGAAGGCUGGAAGGGUGCUGAGUGCGACACUCCAGAACAUGACUGUCAGGUUCCUGACUGUUCAGGACAUGGACAAUGCCUUGGUGGUGUGUGUGUUUGUAGAGCUGGCUGGAAAGGCCCUUUUUGUGAACAAGUGGAUUGCCCAGAUCCCACAUGCUCGGGUCAUGGUUCAUGUGUUGGUGGAAAAUGUUACUGUAAAGCUGGCUGGCAAGGCAUAAACUGCUCUUCAGUAGAUCAGCAAGUAUACCAGUGCUUGCCAGGAUGCUCUGAUCAUGGUUCUUACGACCUUGAGACUGCUGUAUGUGUCUGUGAUAAUUAUUGGACUGGUGCUGACUGCUCACAAGCUCUUUGCAGUCUUGAUUGCGGGCCACAUGGUCGAUGUGACAAAGGGAAAUGUGAAUGUGACCCUGGAUGGACAGGUGAUCGUUGUGAUUUGUUGCCUUGUGAUCCUCGCUGCUCAGAACAUGGACAGUGUAAGAAUGGAACCUGUGUAUGCUCUCAGGGAUGGAAUGGUCGACAUUGUACACUACCUGGUUGCAAAAGUGCUUGUAAUCGUCAUGGUACUUGUUCCCUGGAAGAUGGAGAAUAUCGCUGUAUGUGCUCAGAUGGAUGGGCGGGUUAUGACUGCAGCAUUCGACUCGAAAUGGAAUGUAAUGAUGAAAUUGACAAUGAUGAAGAUGGAAUGGUUGAUUGCUCAGAUAGUGAGUGCUGCUCACAUCCUUCUUGCUCAGAUCACAUAAUGUGUAUAGCAUCUAGUGAUCCCGUUGAGGUGUUAUUGCGGAAACAGCCACCGUCUGUUACAGCAUCGUUUUAUCAGAGAGUCAAAUUUCUCAUUGAAGAAAACAGUGUUCAGAGCUAUGCCCAUAUUGAUGAAUACAGUGAAAGGAGAGUUUCUGUCAUGAGAGGACAGGUAGUAACACCACAAGGUUUAGGGAUAGUUGGAAUUAGAGUCAGUGUUGAUCGUGACUCUAGAUUUGGAUUUACGCUUACAAGAGCUGGUGGUUGGUUUGAUGUCUUGGUUAACGGUGGAGGAGCAGUAACACUGCAGUUUCAGCGAAGUCCCUUUAGACCUCUAACAAGGACGGUUUUUGUGCCAUGGAACCAAAUUGUUGUUUUGCCACCUGUGACUAUGCAGCUAAGUGAUGACACAGAUAUAUAUUCUGAAAAUGCAGGCUCUCUUGCUCUUGGAAUGGGUGUACCUCUCAGCAGUAUGCCACUGUUUUCAAAUAUUGCGCAACGGGAACCAUGCCUGGACCAUGACCAUGAGUUGUUGCGACCGGUUGUUAUGUCAACCUGGAUGCCAGAGAAAGUUGGUGGCAUUCCUGGAAGAAGUUUAGUUUUUGCAGAAACUCAGAUUCUUCAGGAGAGUAUCCGGAUUCCAGGAUCUGGUCUGCACUUAGUCUAUCGCAGCAGCCAGGCCCCGGGAUAUUUGUCACGUGUCCUAAUGCAGCUGACUCACUCAACAAUUCCUCCAACCCUUACCCAUGUCCAUGUACGUGUAGAAAUUGAAGGAUCAGUUCACACCCGUACUUACGAAGCUGAUCCUCAUCUCACACACACAUUUGCUUGGAACAAGAGAAAUGUUUACAAACAAAAGGUAUAUGGGGUUGCUCAAGCCAAAAUAUCUGUAGGUUACCAGUACUCCAGCUGCCCUGCAGUAGUUUGGGAGACACAAACUGCAAUGUUGCAGGGUUUUGAUGUUGACAUAUCUGAUGUGGGUGGUUGGAGCCUUGACAUUCAUCACCACUACAAUUUUCAUGAAGGUAUUCUACAAAAAGGAGAUGGCUCGACUUUACAUUAUAAGCAGUACCCUCGAACUGUGAAAGUGGUUAUGGGAACAGGACUGCAGAGACCACUCCAGUGUUCAGAUUGCAAUGGUGUUGCAAAGGAUGCUCGCUUGCUCACCCCAGUAGCUCUUGCAAGUGGCCCUGAUGGCAGUUUGUACGUGGGUGAUUUCAACCUUGUUCGCCGUGUUACACCAGAAGGAAACGUGUUUACAGUUUUGCAGCUAAGUGCAACCCAGGUGUCAUACCAGUAUUACUUGAGUGUUUCUCCUGCUGAUGGUCACUUGUAUAUAUCUGACCCAGAAAGGCAUCAAGUUCUUAGAGUGCUAUCUGUGGAGCCAAUACAAGAUCCAGGAAUUAAUUGGGAGCCUGUUGUAGGAUCUGGUGAGCGAUGCAUUCCAGGAGAUGAAACUCAUUGUGGUGAUGAGGGCCCGGCUCGUGAAGCAAAGCUUGCACAUCCUAAAGGUCUUGCUAUAGCUGCUGAUAAGACUAUGUACAUUGCUGAUGGAACAAACAUAAGAGCUGUGGAUCCAAAAGGAAUCAUUCACACCCUUGUUGGGCAUCAUGGUCAUCAUAAUCAUUGGACUCCUGUUCCUUGUCAUGGAGCAAUCCCUGCACAACAGGCCCAGCUGCAGUGGCCAACAGGUCUUUCGCUGAGUCCUCUUGAUGGUAGUCUACAUUUUAUCGAUGACCGUCUGGUGCUGAAACUAACAGAUGAUUUAAAAGUGAAAGUAGUUGCAGGUACACCAUUACAUUGUCAUUCAAAUAGAGCUGACAAUCAUCCAAAGGCAUCGGCUGGUAGCAACACUGAAAACUCCCAUCCAGAAGAUACUGUUAAGAUUGAUACUGAAAGUGAAGAUGGUCUGAAGGCAACACAGACUGUUCUUGGUUCAGUUCUUGCCCUGGCAUUCAGUCCAACUGGAGAUUUAUUCAUUGCAGAGAGUGAUUCAAAAAAAGUAAAUGCAAUACGUGUAGUUGAUUCAGCUGGACGGAUAAUUGAUUUUGCUGGAAAGCAACAAGAGAAGCCGUACAGAACACAAAACUGUGAUUGCAUAAAUAAUGGAAGUUCGUCAGUGAUGGCUCCUCCAGGAAUGUGCCCUUGUGGAAUGCCUGAAGAUGGCAAUAGUGAUCAUGAUGCAAAAGAGACAAUGCUGUCUUCAAAUGCACAGUUUACGUCCAUAUCAGCUCUGACUGUUUCUCCAGAUGGUGUGCUUAAUGUUGCUGAUCAAGGCAGUUUGCAUAUAUUAGCACUGGAACAUUAUCUCCCAGUUCACAAUGAAAAUGGAGAGUUCAGGAUUCCAUAUCCACCAACUCAAGAAAUCUAUGUUUUCAAUCGUUAUGGUCAACAUGUUGCAACAAAGGACCUGACAUCUGGAAAGACUCGUUAUUCAUUUCUUUACAGCAAGAACACAAGUUUUGGUAAACUGUCAACUGUUACUGACAGCUCUGGGAACAAGAUUCUUUUCCUCAGGGACUAUAGCAAUGUUGUCAGUACUAUUGAAAACACCCAGGAUCACAAAUCAGAUCUUAAGAUUUCUGGAGUAGGUUUCUUGGUGAAAUUCCUAGAGAAAGGAAAAACGGAAAUUGAUCUUGAAUAUGACAGCACAACAGGCCUGCUUACAAGUCGGUCAGAUUCUAGAGGUGGCGGUGGUGGUGAAACGUAUAUGUAUCACUAUGAAUCAAAUGGUCGGCUUACUGAUGUUAUACUACCUACAGGAGAAACCGUUAAUUUGGCAUCUAGACUUACACCAGAAGAUGGACUAACUGUAGAGAUCUCAUCUCUAAUGCAGUCUUUAUCUGCUGGAGAUUUAGUUCAGCCACAGCAUUCUGUCACUUUGAGAAUGGAAGACAGAGGAGCAAAACGGCUAACAGUACUUGAAGGAGUUUCAACCAGCGAAGCUGUAAGCUUCCGCAAUGGAUCGUUUAUUGUUCGUUGGGCCUGGGGUGGUUGGAUGGAGAGCUGUGCUCUUGCAAGACAUCCACUCCUUGAAUUAUCUCUACCAACUGAGGCAGAAAUGCUACCACUAUGGAGUAGACAGACAUUGUCACUUGGUGAUGGUCUCACUAACAGCAUGGCUUGGAGCUACAGCUUAGUUGGUGAUGUUAGUGCUCCUCAUCAGACACUGUUGCAGGAGCUAUGGGUGAACAGUUCAAGAGUUCUUGGUAUUGAAUUUAACCAAGUAACUGGACAGGAGACAUUUUAUGACCGUGAAAGACAGCCUCUCCUUACAAUAUCAUUUGAUCAGGCUGGCUUGCCUCAGUCAUGGGUUCCAGCAACUGGAGGACAACCCGUAAAUGUUUCUUAUGACAGAUUCAACAGGGUUGACAGCUGGCAGUGGGGUGUACAAAGUGAAAAAUACAGCUAUGAAAGUCAUGGUUUGCUCUCAGAAAUUAGUUCUCCAAAGGAUGGUGUUACACAGUUCACUUACAAUGAACUUAAUAUGCUGUCGCACAUUACACUGCCAAGCAAACGGCGGUUUGGGCUACAGUAUUCUCCUGAUGGAGGAUUGCGUCAGGUAGUACUACCAAGUGGUACACGCCAUUCAUUUUCAUGUCAACCUUCUCUUGGAUUUCUCCGUGUAUCCUACACAGCCCCUGGUGCAGCCCGUUCCUAUGUACAGCAUUUUGCUCAUUCUGGAGCACUGCUGCAGACUGUCUUUCCUGGAGAUGGAGCUCGUGUCCUGUAUCGGUAUCAUCGCUCUGGACAGUUAGCAGAGAUACUGCAUGGAGAUGGCAGAAGUCAGAUAAAUUACUCACCUCUAACUGGGUUUCCAAGUGCAGUAUUACACAUUGAAAAGGACUUUGAAUAUCGAUGGGAUUAUCAGUAUGUGGCUGGUCUCCUUGUUGAAGAAAGAAUAGAUUUUGGAGCUAAGACAGGAAUCAGCAACGCAAAAUUUACAUAUGAGUACGACAGCAACUUCAGAUUAAUUGGUAUUCAAGGACGUAUUGGUGGACAAACUCUUCCAGAACAUAACCUCGGAUAUAACAUAAAAACUGGUGCUCCAGAGCAGUUGGGCCAGUUUAAGGUAUCACGUCCCAGAGCUAAUGAGACAUCUGUUUAUGAUGGGACAGCAAUUUUCACACGACUCAUCAAUAAUCAGUUUCAGGAGAUUCAAGUUGCAGUCACUAUCCAUCGCAUGGAAGUAUUCAGAAUGGAAUUCUUAUAUGAUGCACGCAGCCGCAUCUCGCAGACACGUACAUAUACACGUAAUGUUGGUGUUAACACCUACACGAAUGUAAAGAACUACACAUGGGACUCAGAUGGCCAGCUAUCUGGAGUAGAAGCUCAGGAGCCAUGGGGAUUCCGCUAUGAUGAUAAUGGAAACAUGCUGUCUCUGACAUACCGUGGGAAUACAAUACCAAUGGAGUACAAUGUAAUGGACCGCAUAGUGAAGUUUGGAGAAGGCCUUUACCGGUAUGAUAACAGAGGUUUGGUUAUACAAAAUGCAAGGGAAGAAAAAUUUCAUUAUAAUGCUAAAGGUCUUUUGGUUCGAGCAACAAAGAGAGGUAGAUUUGAUGUGCGUUAUUACUAUGAUCAUUUGGAUCGUUUGGCUACACGUAAAGAUAAUUACGGGAAUGUAACUCAGUUUUUCUACACGAAUCACAUGCGGCCUAAUGAAGUAAGCCAGAUCUACAGUCCGCGAGAUGGCAAACUCAUGUCUCUUGUUUAUGAUGACCGUGGUCAUCUGAUAUUUGCUCAAGUGCACAGGCACAAAUAUUAUAUUGCAACAGACCAGUGUGGAACUCCUGUUAUGGUUUUCAAUCAGUAUGGAGAAGGCAUAAGGGAAAUAAUGCGUUCACCAUAUGGCCAUAUUGUAUAUGAUUCAAAUCCAUAUCUUUAUCUGCCAGUAGACUUCUGUGGUGGACUUCUAGACCAGGUAACUUCCCUUGUUCACAUGCCAAAUGGAAAGGUCUAUGAUCCAUUGAUUGGACAGUGGAUGUCACCAAUGUGGGAAGGAGUAUUGGACAGAGUAGCAACACCAACACACUUGCAUCUAUAUCGCUUUAAUGGAAAUGAUCCAAUUAAUGUAAGAAGGAAUCCACAGCAUCUAACAGACCAUGAAAGUUGGCUUUCACUCCUUGGAUAUGAUCUGAAAAGCUUGGCUCCUCAACUUUAUCCUGCAAGCCUGCCAGGUGGAGGUCUGUUGUCAACUGUCGGGUUUGGUGGUUCACUUGGACCUUUUCCUGGAGAUCCUACCAAAGGAAUGUUGUCUGCUGCAAUGCCUCAACUUAUGCUGUCACAGUCCUCAAUUCAGCUCAAACAGAAUGGAGUGCUUCCAGCAUUUGGUGUGGCAUCUGGUUUCCUAGCACACCUAGCAGAACGGCAGUUGGGUGAUGCUUCAACUUUGUCAUCCCCACCUCGAUCUGCAAUGAAGAGAGAUACUUGGCCACCUGGGAACUUCCCUGCCACAAAUCCAGCAUCAGUGUUUCCAUUCAGGCGUUUGGGUGCUGCUUCAGAACCACCAUUUGGUCGCGGUAUACUUGUAUCGAGAACACAAGAAGGAUAUGCUGUUAUUAGUAGCGUUCCUGGAGCAAAUGCAAUAUACAAGGAUGUAUUUACAUCUGUCUUCAAUCAGUCAUACCUAUUACCAUUUACCUUCUUGGUGCACAAUGCACAACAGGAUGCAUUCUUUUUUGUGAAAGAGGAAACAUGGAGAGCCAAUGAAGAUCGGGGUCAACUAAAGCGCCUAGGUGGUCAAGUGAACAUAACGUAUCAUGAGAAGGAAGCAGGGAUUUUAGAGAGUAGUGGGGGGACUGGUAAAAUUGGUGACCUGAAAAUACAUGGAUUAAGUGCUGUAGUAAAUUUACGGUAUGGAACAACACCAGAGAAGGAGAAGCAAAGGUUGCUACAUCAUGCAAAAGGACAGGCAGUCCGAAAGGCUUGGCACAGAGAGAGGGAAGCAUUACGGAACAACUUUGUAGGAACUGUGGACUGGUCAGCAGCUGAAGUAGAAGAGAUUAUUAAGGUAGGAUAUGCCUCAAAUUAUGAUGGUGAAUAUUUCCAUGAUGUCCAACGUUACCCUGAACUUGCAGAGGAUCCAUUCAAUAUACGUUUCAUUAAAAAGAGUUCAUCUAGUGGAAAUGAGUCAAAUAAACGAAGAAGGAAAAAGAGAAGCCUGGGGCAGAGACUUUUCUCAAGAUAUGUCAAAAUAUCAUCAAACACUGGUAAUACGCAUCACAAAAGGGAAAGCCCCGUGGAUAUCCUAGGUGCACUGUACAGCUCUGAGUCACAUCAGAAAAGCUGCCUCAAUAAAAAGCACUGGUGGCUUCAGUGGACUCAGCACAAUUCCUUGUGCUGAAACAGUGGUCAGAUUUUUUAAAAUGAAUGAUAAAUUCAUUUCUCCCAAUGAUUUGCUUACAUGACACAUUGUGUGUAUUCUACACCUGACAACAGACAGUUUUUAAUGAGAUACAGGAACUAAGGAAUAUUCUUUAGACAUGCUUUGGUACUCACGGUAUAUGUUUCAGCAGAACUGAAAUGAGCAUGCACAAAAAAGAAUGGAUAGUGUUUAGCACUUAAAUACAGAGCCAAAGACUGAAAGAAGACCAUAAUAGUGGGGACUUCAUACGUCAGAAAAAACUGACUUGCUAGACUUCUAAAAAUACAACAAAGUGCUAAAGAGUAGUUUCAGAAGAUAUAACAUUUGAUACCGUUUAAUGUAUACAUUGUGUAAGUCUGUGUUACUUUUAUAUUAAAAACUAAAAUAAAAUGUUAAGUGUGCCAACUAUUCUACAUGUGAUGUAGUAAGUUAAAGAGUGAUAUAUUGCCACUGAACAUGUGUUUAACAGAUGCAUCCAGACCAAGUGAUAAGCGAUUACGCAAACUUUUAUAAUGCUUCUUCAAGAUUGUCCAUACACAAAGAAUAAAAGUGGUAUUAUUUUCUACCAAAUGUGUUAGCUAUUUCAAAGAUGCCAAAAUAGUCAUGAAUAUAUCAUAAACAUCUUUUAUGGUGCGCAGAUUUUUAGUGCGUUCACUGUGGAAAACUACAUUUUUUAACAAACCGGAUCUUUAAAAUUAUGUACAUAUAUUUAUAAAAACAAACAGUUUUAAAGUGUCGAACUGCAAACAAUUCCGUGAAAGUUUUGAGGAUGAAUAAAUCUAAUGUGCGAGCUCUGUGCAAUGUUGUGAAGUGACUAAUGCUGUUAUUUUUAUGUUUGGUAUAUCCGACCGAAAAUAUAAAGAUGUGUAUAUUAACAUAUAAAGAAGUUAAAUGUGUCCAUUAAAGGAAAUGUGUAGCUAUGUAUACACGCAUCAUGUGUUACCAAUAUUUAUAUAUUUUUUAUUACGUGGUGGAAGUGUUGUGCAAAGAGUAAAAUGUGUAAAUUGAAAUACUCGUUUCUGCUAAAAUGUUUAAUGUUAUGCUCGUAUGUGAAAAUGUAAUUAUGUAUCAGUUGUAUACAGUAUUUUACUUUAAGUUUUGCAUUAUUAGAAUAAUUUAUGUACAGUAUGUUAUUUUUGCCACAUGUGGUUGAAAAGACUCUAGAGGGGAAAACCAAGCAGAAUACCAAAAAUCUAAGUAGUGCACAAUUUAUUUAAAUAUAUUUUGUGUUGUAUGUAUGUGAAUACAUUACUCAUUGCAUUUAUUUCCAUAAGGUGAUCAGAUUUCUAUACUGUCAUAGGGCUGUUGGAACAUAUGCUGUAGCAAGAACAUUUAAAUGUAUAUGAUGUGACAAUAAUUGUGUGAUCACUAUUAAAGAUCUUAUUAUAAUGAUACUUUCUCAUUGCUUGACUUUGGAUAACUUCUGAAUGUUAUAUGUUAAAGUAUUGCAAUUAAAUGUAUAGAUAUUGUAAACAGUGUUCAGCAUUUUGUGUGACAUAUGUUUCCAGUGUUUGUAAUAUGUGGUUACGUGGUUUCCAUUUACACUAGUUCAUACAUUGUAGAGCAAAAAGUAAGAUGUACUGUAAGCUUAUGACACUUUGUUUGUUCCUGUCAAGAUGUCUGGUCACCUUAAUAUGUACACCUAUUAAAUUUGAAAACAGGGUCCAGGAAGAAAAGUUCAUCAGUGCUGUUAAGAUGAUUAGCAAAUCCAUGUAUCAGCAUCAGGAUGUAUAUUUAUAUAUACUAACAAUGAUGUUGAGACUUUUACUUACUAGUGAGUAGUCAGUUAAAGUGUAAAUAAUAUAUGUUUUGCUAUAACGUCCCUUUUGAAAAUAAAUCAAAAUACUUAAGUGGUGUGUAACUGCUGUAUACAGAUAUUUUUGUCAGUGUUUGCUGUACAGUUUUAAUUCUUGAUUUUUAUCAAUUAUGUUAAUAUGUGUUGAAAAAUGUAUCAAUGUCAGUGUUGCUCAGCUAGAAAUGGAAUAUUAAAAAUUGUAUGCAAAUUAUCUGAGUCAUCAUAGUCUUUGGCCAGAAGUUGCACAAUAUCAGUAGGGCAAAGUAAUGCAGGAAUAUGUAUACCAUUGUUAGAUCGAUUCUUUUUUUAAGUAAAACUAAUGAUUUCAUCCAGUGAAUAUUUAGUUUGUGGAACUGUUUAUGAGAACUUUAACUGGUCAAGGAAAAUCUGGUAGUCAAAAUCUGGAAUUAAAAUCUGAAUUAUUGACCACAACUUGAAAACAGCAAGUGAUUCACAUGUCUCUUGUUCAGUUGUUACACUUAACUAAUGUGUGCAUCAUUUAAACAAUUUUAUUUUCCUUAAGUUUUGACUGGUCUACUUCCAGAAGCUCACGUGUAGGGAUAAUUUUUUAAAAACAUCAUUGUUACACACCAGCUCUUCUAUACUGUUCUAAUUUUUCAGAUGUUAUCUAAGUUAACUUAGUAACAACUAAGACUUUGAUGUUCGUGUAUAUAUGUAAGUGUAUUGUGUUAUUAAGUUGUGGACCCUAUGCUGAGUAUAACUUGUGUGUAUGCAUGUUGUAUGAAUGUAUGAUCACAAAACUGCAUUGUUUCAAUUUUCCCCAAGAAAAGAGCUUAUAAAUUUAAAACUGCUUGAAAAAUGCUUCCUCUGCUUUUACAGUUUCAAUUUACAACAGAAAUAGAAUGUGAAAUGUGGAUGAAUACCUCUGCCUUAAGUAAUCUAUGAUGAGAAACUAAAAAAAGUGGACAAUUUUUUAAAUUUAACUUCUGUGAAGUAUGUAACUAUUAUUACUAGGAUGAUUAGUACUGCUAGUACUAAUACUUGAAAGUAAUGACACUGUGUCAUUAUUUGCAGAAUAUGCUUCUUUUAUUAAAAUUUUGUUGGAUGAUAGCAGUCCAAGUGGAGACAGAAAUGACAGAAUUACCAGAAUUCUGAUCAUUCAUUAAUUUCACUGUCAGUACAUUUCACAAAUAUAAAAAAAGUUCAGUGUUUGCUUGCCAGAUGUGCUACAGAAAAAAAGAAAUGCGUAUCAUACAGUUCUGAAAGCAUAAUGACAUUCUUCAGAGAAAUGCUAAAGAGGUUCAUUUCUACUGAAUCUUUUUAGAUAUUUUUUUGUAAUAUUGGAUGAAACUGAAUAUGUGUUUAAUACUUUCAGAGUACAAUAUUGUUUGUAAUGUAUUUAUUGCUGUAAUUUUAUUUGGUAUGAUGCUACUUGAA
Molecule: messenger RNA, 10569 nt
Organism: Schistocerca piceifrons (Central American locust)
Lineage: Eukaryota; Metazoa; Arthropoda; Insecta; Orthoptera; Acrididae
Gene: Ten-a
Product: teneurin-a
Exons: 32
Coding region: 867-7355 (2162 amino acids)
Biological process (GO): motor neuron axon guidance
Source: RefSeq, a predicted model, not a curated record